Vicugna pacos (alpaca) is the source of this 2401-nucleotide messenger RNA. It is a transcript of the gene MED30, whose product is annotated as mediator complex subunit 30. NCBI's taxonomy places the organism in Eukaryota, Metazoa, Chordata, Mammalia, Artiodactyla, Camelidae. Gene Ontology annotation, biological process: positive regulation of DNA-templated transcription. The record is from RefSeq and is a predicted model, not a curated record. Gene Ontology annotation, molecular function: transcription coregulator activity. Gene Ontology annotation, cellular component: mediator complex.
GUUACGUCACGGUAGCGGAAGUCGUGGCCGCUGUUUUGAAAUCAGACCGCCGGAGUCUUCUAAGCUCCUACCCUCGGCGAGGCCGGCAGCUGCCCAGGGUCAGCCGGCCACGCUGACCCCUACUCUCCGGCCCUGCUAACCUGACCUCGCAGCCGGGCCAUGUCCACCCCUCCGUUAGCGGCGUCGGGGAUGGCGCCCGGCCCUUUCGCCGGGCCCCAGGCUCAGCAGGCCGCCCGGGAGGUCAACACGGCAUCGCUCUGCCGGAUCGGGCAGGAGACGGUCCAGGAUAUCGUGUACCGCACCAUGGAGAUCUUCCAGCUCCUGAGGAACAUGCAGCUGCCAAAUGGUGUCACUUACCACACUGGAACCUAUCAAGACCGGUUAGCAAAGCUCCAGGAUCACCUUCGCCAACUUUCCAUCCUCUUCAGGAAGCUGAGAUUGGUCUACGACAAAUGCAAUGAAAACUGCGGAGGGAUGGAUCCUAUCCCAGUGGAGCAACUUAUUCCAUAUGUGGAAGAAGAUGGCUCAAAGAAUGAAGAUCGGGCUGGCCCACCUCGUUUUGCCAGUGAAGAGAGGCGAGAAAUUGCUGAAGUAAAUAAAAAACUCAAACAGAAGAAUCAACAGCUGAAGCAAAUUAUGGAUCAAUUACGAAAUCUCAUCUGGGAUAUAAAUGCCAUGUUAGCAAUGAGGAACUAAACUGAUAUUUAAAUUUCCGGCUUUACACAUGUUACACCAUUUUUUUCCCCUCAAGUGUUUUUUUUUUUUUCCUUUGAAGGAGAUUAUUUAUCUGCUGUUAUUCUAGUCACUAGAAUUAAAAUUCCUGUUUUUACAUUGUGGUUUUACAUUAAAGUAUUCACUGGGGAUUUUUUUUAAGCUAUUGAUUCUGUGAAAGAUUAUUGUAAUAAACUUUGGUAGGGUUUAUUUUUGGUUAAUUUUCAUGAAUAAUUUUUUUUAAAAGCAAUUAAGUUUUAUAAAUAAAUUUCUAAAUUUGAUCAGUGGUUGUUUUGUUCAUUUCAUUACCCUUUUAGGAAAAAAGUUUUAAACAUUUUUGCAGAUGAAAAUAUCACGUAUAGUCAAUCAGUGGUACAAAUUAGAAUUAAACAUGUAAGUUACCAUUUCAGCUUAAUUUUUUAAAUUUAGUUUGAAUCUCAAACAAUUCAAAAUGAGAAAACAGGUAACUUGUAUACUGCUUUAAGUAGAUGAAAAUGAAAAUUACUUUUACUGUGUUUUCAAUUGUUUGGUCUGAGUUGGAAUGAUCUGCCUCUAAAAGGAGAGAAAAAUAAUUUGAAGAUGGCACAAACUAAAAUAACAAUAUGUGCUUACUUGCUAACCUACUUUUGGUCAAGAAGCAAUCCACUAUCUGAUUUUUCAGAUAUAUCCUGAAGUAAUCUCAAGCACAUUUUGGAAACAGUGAAUUUUUCAGAGUUUAAAUGAUACGGCUCCAUAUGACAAGUGCUUUUAUAGACUAGCAGUCAGUCUACAGUAAUGAGUCCUUUGUAGUCUGCCUACAGGAGGAGCUGGUCUCUCAGAUUAUAAAUAAUGUAUCCUCAAGUAAGAGAGUCGGGUUCUUCUCAGAAAGGACUUUUUCCAGCCUGAUCCAGAAGCCCCCCGCCUUCUGGCCUGGAUCUGACUCAGGCUAUUUGACUUCUCUUGGAUAUGGAUUCUCUGGAGGGUACCAGCUUCCUCUGGGGAGGGGACCUGGGUGGUUGAGGAUGACAGUAAGGAAGAUGUUUACUUUUCAUUGUAUACCUUUUCGUACCUUUGGAAUUUUAUAGCAUGUGCAAAUAUGGCCUAUUCAAAAAAUAGGUAAAAUUUCUUUUUUAGUUACACAGAUUCUCACCUAUAACAAGUGGCAGAAGCAUAAGAAGACAAGCCAAACCAUGGGGGCAGCUUUAGACCCUCUUAAGUGUACAUUCAUCAGAGCAAGUUCUCCUGAGCAAGCCCAGUGUUAGUUGAGUGGGGGGUUGUUUCUGCCCACAGUGGGAAGCACAGCAGUUAUAAAGCACAAGGUACAAGUUAGUGGAGCUAUGACAAGAAUUAGGACCAAUAAUUCAGUCUACCCCAGUAGUCUGCAGCAUCUAAGGGUAUUAUAGUUUACUUAGCCUAUCACCAGUUGUACAUGUGGGGUUUUUACAGGUGUUCAAUGUAUGAGUCUUUGCAUGGUAGACUGAAGAGCCAGAAAGGCAAUUGAAUCAUGAUGUGUGAUCUUAGGCAAGGACAUCUCAGUAUUCUUGUCUGUAAAAUGAUACGUGGGAUUAGGCGAGCUUAUAUUCUGUGUUAGAAUUUUGGCUGCAAAUGUUUGAAACCCAAUUCCAAAUGGCUUAAGCCAAAAAGGGGAUUUAUUAGUUCCUGUAGCAAGAAAGGAUGCUUGAGAAGAGCUUACAGAGGCAAAGAAAAACUA